CAUUUCUUUUGAAGACAUUCUAAAGAUGGAAAGAGCAAUGUACAAAUGAAUAAAUGAAGAAUAAUCUAUGCUGAGCCACCUGCAAUAUCUCUCUUCUCUUUUUUAGAAGGUGCCCUUUGCCAGGUGUGGCAUGAAGAGGUGCCAGGCAGGAGAGAGGAGAAGCGUUCCAGAGGGCGAGCCAGUUUGCUGCUACCAAUGUGACCCUUGUCCAGAAGGAACCAUUUCUAAUCAGACAGAUGCAGCUCACUGUGACCCCUGCCCAGAAAACCAAUAUCCCAACAAUGACAAGGACCACUGCAUUGCCAAGAAGAUCCACUUCCUUGCCUAUCAAGACACCCUAGGAUACAUUUUAGUUUCUCUCGCUCUUUCUCUCUCUGUGCUCACAUUGGCAGUUCUGGUGAUUUUCCGUAAAAAUCACAACACACCAAUUGUCAAGGCCAACAACCGAGAUCUCACCUACGUCCUCCUGGUCUCCCUCCUGCUCUGCUUCCUCUGCUCCUUUCUCUUCAUUGGUCGACCCGGGAAGCUCACCUGUCUCUUCCGACAAACUGCCUUUGCCAUUCUCUUUUCUUUUGCAGUUUCCUCUGUGUUGGCAAAAACUGUCAUGGUGGUUCUGGCCUUCAUGGCUACCAAGCCAGGGAACAAGACAAGGAAACUCUUAGGAAAACCUCUGACCAAUUCCAUUGUCUUAGCCUGUCCCCUGGUCCAAGCAGUUCUUUGUGCCACCUGGCUGGCAACCUCUCCUCCAUUUCCCAACUUUGACUUCCACUCUUUAGUUGGAGAGGCCAUCUUGGAAUGUAAUGAAGGCUCAGGUUUAAUGUUUUACGCUGUCCUCUCCUACAUGGCUUUCCUGGCCCUCAUCAGUUUCACAGUGGCCUUUUUGCCCAUGCACAGGAGGAAAGGUGGGAAGAAUGACUGGGCUGCCUCUCCUCCUCCUGCUGCUGCUCUUCUGGCUCCUGCCUCCAACUUCUGCAAAGAAGAUGCAAACUGGAUGUGUGUUGAGAAACACUUUACACACUACGAGAGACUUUUACAGGCCUGGUGA
This is a messenger RNA of Pantherophis guttatus, 1045 nucleotides long. The record is from RefSeq and is a predicted model, not a curated record. NCBI's taxonomy places the organism in Eukaryota, Metazoa, Chordata, Lepidosauria, Squamata, Colubridae.